Molecule: messenger RNA, 648 nt
Organism: Eptesicus fuscus (big brown bat)
Lineage: Eukaryota; Metazoa; Chordata; Mammalia; Chiroptera; Vespertilionidae
Product: transmembrane emp24 domain-containing protein 11
Exons: 5
Coding region: 1-648 (215 amino acids)
Biological process (GO): intracellular protein transport; endoplasmic reticulum to Golgi vesicle-mediated transport; Golgi organization
Cellular component (GO): endoplasmic reticulum-Golgi intermediate compartment; Golgi apparatus; COPII-coated ER to Golgi transport vesicle
Source: RefSeq, a predicted model, not a curated record
AUGCGAGCCCUGGCAUUUCUUUUAAGUUUCUGUUUUCCACUUUCCGCUGCUUUUUAUUUCCACGCCGGGGAACGAGAGGAGAAGUGCAUCAUAGAAGACAUUCCCAGCGACACGCUGAUCACAGGCUCCUUCAAGCUGCAGCAAUGGGACGUGGUCCGACAGGACUUCCUCGAAUCGGCGCCUGGCCUGGGGCUCUUCGUGACUGUCACAACGUACAGCGAGGAGGUACUAUUGUCCAAGUUAUAUGGCCCACAAGGAACAUUCUAUUUUACUUCACAUUCACCUGGCGAACACAUCAUUUGCUUAGAAUCUAAUUCCACGAGGCUCGUGUCGUUUGGAGGGAGUAAGCUGCGGAUCCAUUUAGACAUCCGCGUUGGAGAACAUGACCUCGAUGCCGCCAUUGCUCAAGCCAAGGACAAAGUUAAUGAAGUUAGCUUCAAGCUUGAACAUCUAAUUGAGCAAAUUGAGCAAAUAGUCAAAGAACAAAACUAUCAAAGGGACCGUGAAGAAAAUUUUCGAAUGACCAGUGAAGACACAAAUAGCAAUGUUUUAUGGUGGGCUUUUGCACAAACAUUAAUCUUUAUCUCAGUUGGAAUUUUUCAAAUGAAGUACCUUAAAGACUUCUUUAUAGCUAAGAAGCUUGUUUAA